AUGUUUCAACAUUUACUUACAUUCUAUUGCUUGGUGACAUUUGUGUUAGGAGAAAUCAGAGGCGUCAGUCCAGAGAAUCAAGAUUUGUACAAGCCUAUUAUUGAAAAUGGUAAACAAUAUUGGCGGUGCUUGAACGAUUCUUCAAUUCGUUUAACCUAUGACCAAAUUAACGAUAACUUCUGUGAUUGUCCUGAUGGAUCUGACGAACCAGGUACUAAUGCUUGUCCUAAUCCACCAUUUAAAUUCUAUUGUGCAAACAAAGGUCAUUUCCCUAAUUUUAUUGAUCAAUUUAAAGUAGAUGACGGGGUUUGUGAUUAUGAUAUUUGUUGCGAUGGAUCUGAUGAACAAGGCAUUUGUGAAGAUAAAUGUGAAAACAUCCAUCAUCAAUAUGAACAGUACAAAAACCAACUUGAAAGUUUCAUUAAUGAUGCAUUGAAAAAGAAACAAGCCCUAAUUGAAUUAGCUCAAGGAAAAAGAAAACAAUUGGUGAAUGAAUUACGAAAAUUGGAAGCUGUAUUACCACUGAGAAAAUCCCAUUUGUAUGAGUUGGAAGUCCAAUUAGAGAAUAGCAAUGAACAAGAAACAUCCGUGUUUGAUGUAUUAGGAGACCAUAUUAGUGAUCUCGCCAACAAAUUAGAAGUCCAUAAAAGGGAUCUAUUGAAACAGGAGAGUAGAAUUCAAUCUUUAGAAAAGCUUUUGGAAAAAUUAUCACAGGAAUAUAAUCCAAAUUUCAAUGAUCCUGCAGUCAAAGAAUCAAUUCACAAAUAUCAGGAAUAUUUAUCGAAUAAAGACGAGGACGUUGUUGAAGACAUCAAAGAAACCAACGCUAUACUUCUGGAGUUAUCAGAAAAAGCCAAGAGUUUAGUUGGUAAUAGUGAAAACAUAUAUUCACAACCAACCAUUAGAAACAUGAUUCAUCACUACUUUCAGCUUUUUACAAACACGUUUUUGACAAAACCACAACUACAAGUCAAAACAACAUUGUCAAAUGAUCAAUUACUAAACCAGAUUGAUAAACAAAAACAGGAAAUCAACAAGAUUGAAUCCAAAAUUGAUGAUAUUAAGAAGAAUUUAAGUAACGACUAUGGCUCUGAUGAUAUUUUGAGAGCAUUUGAUCUGGCUAUAAUUAACAAAAAAUUAGGAGCAUAUACCUACAGAAUCAACCUUUUACACUCGGUGGUCCAGGAUGAUGUGUUGAUUGGCAAUUACAAAAAGUAUGAGAACGGAAUGAUAUAUUUUGAUAGAGGAGCCAAAUGUUGGAAUGGUCCACAAAGAUCGGCAGUAAUUGAAUUCGAAUGUGGCAAGGGACCAGAAUUAGUUUCAGUCGGUGAACCAGAGAAAUGUAGCUACAAGUUUAUCAUCAAAGGAGAAGCAUGGUGUCACCCAAUCACUGAACAGGAAAUACAAAAUAGAUUUAGAAUAAAUUAUGAAUUACUAUAG
Candida dubliniensis CD36 is the source of this 1440-nucleotide messenger RNA. RefSeq lists its product as uncharacterized. NCBI's taxonomy places the organism in Eukaryota, Fungi, Ascomycota, Pichiomycetes, Serinales, Debaryomycetaceae. Gene Ontology annotation, biological process: N-glycan processing. The transcript has a single exon. The coding region runs from base 1 to 1440 and encodes 479 amino acids. The record is from RefSeq and is a predicted model, not a curated record. Gene Ontology annotation, cellular component: glucosidase II complex.